UGAACUGAAAUGGAGCUGAAUAGAGGUGCCCUGGGUGGAGGGCACGGCUACGGGGAGCCGGACGGGAUGCAGAUGCGCCGCCGGGAGUGGCUUCUAGAGGCGCAGCUACACGAGCUGCUGUUCCCGUCAACGUCACCGUCUCCGACCAGCGGCGUCGGCGCGUCGUGGUCGUCCGAAUUGUGUGGCUCUGGCGAGCAAGGAAGCUCGCCGGUGAUGGUUCCAGCGUCCUGCCGUGGCGGCGGGAAAAGGCGGAGCAGAAGUAGCAAGAGAGACCGGGUGGUGGGCCGACUGCACCAGGCGGAGCAAGAGCAGCCCGGUGGUUGGUUGACGGCGAUAAAGGCUACUUGUUGCCGCAAGAAGAACCAAGGGAAGACGACGACGUUUGUCACUACGGUGCCUGGUUUCGACGGCUACCAGUGGAGAAAGUACGGCCAGAAGCAAAUCGAAGCCGCCCAAUACUCGAGGAGUUACUACCGGUGGACCCACAGCACGGACAAAGUCUGCCUGGCCAAAAGGAUGGUGCAACGCAAUAAUGACAGUGACGGCGACAGUGGACCGUCUAGGUACACGGUGGUGUGCAUCUCGGAGCACAACUGCAUGGUGACCGAGGUGGCGGCGGGGCCGACUAUCCUCGAGACUAGCACAAAUACCAUAGCUGCUCCAAGCAUCGCCGCCUUCUUUCCUAGCAGCUCUAGUACUGCCAUCAGUACCGGCACUCGGUCGCUGGCGAGCUCGGAUACCACAUGGAGCGGUAGCACCAUCGUUGGCGCGAAUCCGACGCCCAACGUGUGCCCCGACUCUUGCAGCAUGUUUGCUAUCGAUGGCGACUACUGGGAGGAAAACCCGUUGCUCCAGGAUAUAUAUGGACUUCGCCGGGCCAAUCAUGUCGCCGGCGGCAGCGGAUGGAUGUUGGAUUCAUGA
Lolium rigidum is the source of this 921-nucleotide messenger RNA. Its product is annotated as WRKY transcription factor 22-like. Gene Ontology annotation, biological process: regulation of DNA-templated transcription. The record is from RefSeq and is a predicted model, not a curated record. Bases 10 to 921 code for a protein of 303 amino acids. The transcript has 2 exons. Gene Ontology annotation, molecular function: DNA-binding transcription factor activity; sequence-specific DNA binding. Lineage: Eukaryota; Viridiplantae; Streptophyta; Magnoliopsida; Poales; Poaceae.